UCCUCUUCGUCUGGAGUGCACAAUCACUUGACUGUUCGCGUAUGGAACAGGAGGGGGGGAGGACUUCGCUUCGGCAUUUACCGGCUCUCAGCAACUUUUAACGUUUUGGGGGAUAAUUUGGUGGUGGUGCUCGCGCUCGCUCGCUUGUUUGUUUGUUUUCCUUUUGCUUCUCGACAACAUUGCCCUUCUGGCCUCCUGAGAGCUACCUAUAUCUGUGUGUGUGUGUGUCACAAAACCCGUCCGGGGCAGCGAGAGACCUAAUUAGCCCUCUCGUUAGAGGAGCGCGCCGCCGGCUGGUGCAUUCCGCACGUGAGCGGGGAGCGGGUCCGUGCGGCGACGCGCGUGCGCUCUGCUCGCGCAGAAAAGUGUUUGCAAAGUGGCAGCUCCGCGAGCGGGUGAUCAUCAUAAAGUGUGGGGCUACCGGAUGUACAGCUUCUGUGCGAGAUCUCCCUCAGCACUCUAAGGUCUAGGAAUAGCAGACAGUUGAGGGGGAAAAAAAAAGUUAUGGAUGACGGAAUAGCUCGUUUGCAAGACCGACAGUUGCUGGAUCACGCAGAUUUCCUUGGGGUAGAAUAUUCGUCCCUCUACAUGUGUAAAUCCAAGAGAGGCAUGAAAAGGGAGGAAAGUAAGGAAGCCUACAAGUUACCGCACAGAUUGAUAGAGAAGAAGAGGCGUGAUCGGAUUAACGAAUGUAUCGCCCAGCUGAAAGAUCUGUUACCCGAACAUCUUAAACUGACGACCCUCGGGCACUUGGAGAAAGCUGUCGUCCUGGAAUUGACUUUGAAGCAUUUAAAAGCGUUAACCGCCGUCACGGAGCAGCAGCACCAGAAGAUAGUCGCCUUGCAGAGCGGGGACCGAUCUAUGAAAUCCUCCAUUCAGACGGAUCUGGACGCUUUCCAUUCAGGCUUUCAAACUUGUGCCAAGGAGGUCCUGCAGUACCUUAACCGGUUCGAGAACUGGACUCCCAGGGAGCAGAGAUGCACCCAGCUUAUCAUCCACCUGAACAAAGUUUCUGCUCAGCUCCUGCCCGGCGCUCAGCUCCUGUCCCAGCAGAUCUCGGCCAGCAAGGGUGCUACCUCCUCCCGGGACCCCGGCAGCCCCCGGCUGGAAGCCCAGGCGAACUGUGUCCCGGUGAUCCAGAGGACUCACAAUGGGGAGUUAAACGAAAACGACACGGACACGGACAGCGGGUACGGGGGGGAGGCCGAGAAAUGCGACGGGAAACCUCACGGCGGCACGCCGCGGGGGCUCUGCAGCGUCAGGGUGAAGCAGGAGUUCAGGGACGAUCCCGCGGCCAAAAAAGUGAAGCUGGACGCGGCCGGCGGCGCAGGGGUUAACCCCGACCCCGUCAGCAGACCCGACGUGGCCCUGCUCAACUCGCUGAUGGGACUCGGCGGCGUUCCCUUCGGACAGCAAGCGCCCUUCUGCAUGCCUUUCUAUUUCAUUUCGCCCUCGGCCGCGGCGGCCGCGGCGGCGUCCUACGUGCCCCUUCUGGACAAAUCCAACCUGGAGAAGUAUUUUUAUCCGGCGGCGGCGGCGCUCACGGGGCCCUUCCCGUUCCUCUACCCGGGCGUGCCCGCGCAGGCGGCCGGCGCUUUCCCCGGCCUGCCGGCGGCCCUGUCGCUCGACAAGGGCUGUGCGCCCGCCGUGCCGUCCCCCGGCUUUGACACGGCGGCCGAGACGGACCUGCCUUCGCCCGCGGAGGACGAACAGCACCUGGACGGCCAGAGCCCGUCCCCCGGGUCCCUCAAGUCUGAAAACGACGCCGCUUAAUUCCCGCUACUGUACUGCUGUACAUCCUGUGUGUGUGUGUAGGGGGGUUUAUAAAACCUUUCGCCAACGAGGAAAUAUCUUGAGUUGGGAAUUUUUCUCUUUUUUGUGUGUGUGUGUAUGUGCAGAAGACGUGUGACGCAUUUCGAAUACCGUUUAUUCAUUAUAACCAUCGUAUUAAAAACGAAGCCGGUUUUAUUUGUAGCUCCACAAAGGUUACAGUUGCCGCAUCGCUCACGCUGGAGAGUGUAACUGUAGAGUUAUAUUAUCGUCAGAUCUCAUUGCUGUUCGGCCCGGUAUUUUUGUUCCCCCCUCAUCAGCAGUGAGAAUGUACCGGUAUGUUUGAUGGCCGCAGUAGUGAACAUGCACUUCUGUUGGAGAAGGCGGGAAUGGAUGUCAGUCACUGUAUUUCACACAAAGUUUAACUCCUAGUAUCAGCACCUUAUUGGAAUUUUUGCUACUGAAUGUAAUUAGCUUUUUUUUAUUUUAGAAAAUUCUGUCAACAAAAACGGGGGUUUGUUCUUGGCAAGGUGCAAUGCUCUUGCUGGCACCUUCUAAAGUUUCCUUUUUACAUUAAUGUCGCCUUCCACCCUCUCCUGUUGUGUGUGUGUGUAUAUAGUACUCAUGCACUGAACCUUAAAUCUGAAUCUAUUUUCUUAUAUAAAUAGAUAAAGUUAAUAAAUGGACAUCUCCACCUGGAAAAAAAAAAUGUAACAGGUAAGCAAGAGUUAUCUUUCUUGAUGCCUUCCGAGAUGUUUUUAUUAUUUUGGACUGCGAUCCAAAAUGUGUAUGUGAACUGAGAAAGCAGAUCUCCUCAGUGAGGUAUUUAUAGGUUGUUACUAAGGUACACUAGUACAGUGUGAGUGGUUGCACUAGAAUGUUAUGUAAGAUAGGAGACAAUCUCGCAGUGAAUAGGUAUAAACUAUAUAUACUUGCUCUUGAUAUUUUUUAUAUACAAUGCUGCUCUUUUUCCUGUUUGCCUCAAAUGCCGCAUUUUAAACAAUGUCACGUCCGCUUCAAAAGUGGCUCAUUUGUGUAAAUAGUUUGUGAAUAUAUAAUGAAAUAGAUGUUGGACCUGUUAUUGUUGUAGAAGACAUCUGGAUUUUUAAAGAAUUUAACUAAGCGAUUGUUGCACUUUUUUUUGUUAGUGCUUAGGCAUAUGCUGUCCUAAAUUAUUUUAAAAAUUGUAAUAAAUAUCAGCAAGAAACCAAACACUGAAGUCUCCUUAUUUAAAACCUGAUUUCAGAGGAUGCAUCUCAGGAUGGGGGUUGAAGUAGUGACUAGUAUAUGACAUGUUUUCAUGAGGAAGAAGUUACCAGGUUAACUUGACAACAGCUUUGAGGAAAAUUUCCAUUGGACACAGUCCAAUUGGUUUCUUUUGUUGCCAAGUAUAUUGCAGUCUGAAUUACAGCUGCUUCUGUUGGAAUUGAUGCAGUGAAAUUGGGUGUUGAAACGUACAGUUGUAUUAUACAAGAUAAACGUUAAUAAAUCACGUGCUUCUCUUAUUCACAGAAGUUACCCACCUCCUGGCUUCUACUUUUAACUUGUUCAUAAGCUCUUUAACCUUCCAGCUGCUUCGAUAUAUUUUCUGUGUUUCUUGACAUUGGAUUGCAUAUAUCAUAACGGCCACAAAAUCCAAAGAACCGAUAUUAAAGCAUUAUUCUCCUUUUAAUUCACCGUUGUGCAGAUGUUUUUUUUUUUUUCAUGCCUUCAAAGAUUUGUAUUUCCUUUCUAGGAAAAAAAUAAACUGCCAGUUUGGUUUA
Messenger RNA from Lepisosteus oculatus (spotted gar), 3533 nucleotides. It is a transcript of the gene bhlhe41, whose product is annotated as basic helix-loop-helix family, member e41. Lineage: Eukaryota; Metazoa; Chordata; Actinopteri; Semionotiformes; Lepisosteidae. Gene Ontology annotation, biological process: circadian regulation of gene expression; regulation of transcription by RNA polymerase II; regulation of neurogenesis. The record is from RefSeq and is a predicted model, not a curated record. Gene Ontology annotation, molecular function: protein dimerization activity; RNA polymerase II cis-regulatory region sequence-specific DNA binding; DNA-binding transcription factor activity, RNA polymerase II-specific. Gene Ontology annotation, cellular component: nucleus.